Messenger RNA from Scatophagus argus, 2039 nucleotides. It is a transcript of the gene lbx1a, whose product is annotated as ladybird homeobox 1a. Gene Ontology annotation, molecular function: DNA binding; DNA-binding transcription factor activity, RNA polymerase II-specific. The record is from RefSeq and is a predicted model, not a curated record. The transcript has 2 exons. NCBI's taxonomy places the organism in Eukaryota, Metazoa, Chordata, Actinopteri, Scatophagidae. Gene Ontology annotation, biological process: regulation of DNA-templated transcription. Bases 615 to 1475 code for a protein of 286 amino acids.
CCUGAAGAUUGACGCAGAGCGAAUUUAUCUUAAUUGGCCCGAGCUCGGCUACACUGUGUGUACUUAUGAGGAUAGUAUCACGCUGCGGGAAGCGUUUGCUUUUUGGGACAAAUUGUCCAAUUUUACAGAGGAUGCGUUAAGUGGGCCUGCUCCUUCUAAUUGAACUCCUCCUCUCCACCGUGCCCUCUAAUUACCGCUCCCCCUUAUCUCACUGCAUCACACACUCUGAGAGAGGGAGAGGGAGAAAGAGAGAGAGAGAGUGGGGGAGAGGAGUUAUUGACUAUUGACUGCCUUCCAUUCAGCAAUAACUUGUUACUGGUGGUCAGUCGCUGCUGCUUUUGUUGCAUCACCGUCCACCGGACGGGUUUGUCUCGCGCCUCAUGCGUCACCCUGGAAAGUGGCUCGGAGACGUGAUGUGACUGGAAGACAGAAGUGUCCCAGCAGCCUAUACAGCUCAGUGGCCAACAUGCGGCCGGAAAUACACCUGUGAUCCGAGCUGUGGAUUAUCUUUUCUGCCCUGUUUCAUCUGUGUGUACAGUUUUACUGCAGUUUGUCUCCGUUUUGAAUCGCUCUUGUCUAAAUCACCACAGUCAAGUGUGACCUGCUGCACUGCCAUGGCUUCUAAGGAGGACUCGAAAUGCCCAGUGGUGCUGGAGGAGCGGAGGCGCAGUCCACUAGAUCAUCUUCCGCCACCGGCCAAUGCCAACAAGCCGCUGACGCCUUUCAGUAUCGAGGAUAUCCUCAGCAAGCCGUCCGUGAGAAGGAGCUACUCCCUGAGCGGAGCGGCACGCCACAUCUCUUCCGCAGACAAGCUGCCCUCGGCGGGUCACAGCCUGUCCGCUCGGGCGCUGCUCAGUCAAACGUCCCCGCUGUGCGCGCUGGAGGAGCUGGCCAGCAAAACCUUCAAGGGCCUGGAGGUCAGCGUCCUGCAAGCUGCCGAGGGCCGAGACGGCCUGGCUCUUUUCGGCCAGAGGAACACUCCGAAGAAGCGACGGAAGUCCCGCACGGCGUUUACAAACCACCAGAUCUACGAGCUGGAGAAGCGCUUCCUGUACCAAAAGUACCUGAGCCCGGCAAACCGGGACCAAAUCGCCCAGCAGCUCGGACUGACCAACGCACAGGUCAUCACUUGGUUUCAGAAUCGGCGGGCCAAGCUCAAGCGGGACCUGGAGGAGAUGAAAGCGGACGUGGAGUCUGCUAAGGCCGUGGGCUCCGUGGCCUUUGAGAAGCUCUCCAAGCUGGCCGAGCUGGAGAAAUGCUCGGCCGGAGGAUUGGAAAGGCCUCCGAUAUCAGCGUCAGGUCACGGCGAGCCCGACCCGGUUUCCUCCAAGUCCCACCACGACACCACCGAGAGCAUCGACUCCAGCGGGCCUCACACGUCACCUCCUUCACCUGGAUCGUCGUGGUACACAGACCGGCUCAGCGUUAAGUGUUGUUCGGAGGAGGAAGAAGAAGAGAUUGAUGUGGAUGACUAAAGCAGGGGGCCGGAUGUGCUUACAGGGAGGGACUCUGGCUCGACGAGGAUUUUGUCCUUUCAGCCGGGACAUGAAGCGAUGCGCUCAGUCUAUCCACAAACAACAGAUGCGGUUUGAGUAGCCAAAGGCCCACUGCUUUCUGCUGGUGAACGCGCUCGCGCCCAGAACACGCGCGACACGCGGCAGAGACAUUCAAACGUGCAGGUGCACACCCAAGCGCACGCGACUCGGUUGGUUAUUCUUAUUCUGAAAUAUACCAAUGUUUCGUUUUGUUUUAUUUUGAAAUUGGUCAAACGGCAUCUACAAAUCACUUUAAAGCUCGGGUCGUCGGUUUUCACCUUUUGAUAAUAUGGAUGAUUAUGAAAUGAUAAUCACGCAGAGAAUGUGUAGCUAAAGCUUGUGAUAGAUAACGAUUUAAUAUAUUUAAAAUCCUUUGGAAAGUGCCUUUGGAAUAUACAGAACGCAUAAAGUGUACAAAUUGUAAUUUAACACUGUAAUAUAUGCAAUGUAAAAUAAAAUCUUUUCAGCCUUUUGCAUAUUUCUAUAAAUGAUCUUUGAUGGGAU